Messenger RNA from Candida albicans SC5314, 342 nucleotides. It is a transcript of the gene BUD20, whose product is annotated as Bud20p. The transcript has a single exon. The coding region runs from base 1 to 342 and encodes 113 amino acids. The record is from RefSeq and is a predicted model, not a curated record. Lineage: Eukaryota; Fungi; Ascomycota; Pichiomycetes; Serinales; Debaryomycetaceae.
AUGGAGCUAUUAUUCACAAGUAGUUAUUUUAGACAGGUGAUUGUUAACAACUUAAUUUUGGAUGGAUUUACAUUGUAUUAUCAGAUUGAUAUUCAAAAUCUUGAUGCUCAUCGAAAAGGGUCUGCUGCUGCUGCUACUCGUGCCACUGGACAAAAACACCUUAAACCAGAAAAGGCAUACACGAAGCUCGCCUCGUCGGUUAUGCUAAUUUAUUGUACAGCAACCAUAACACAAAGCACAAGAGUAUCUGCAAAAUGGCUUAUAUGUAUGUUAUAUGGGACAAAUCAAAUAACUUGCACAGUGGUUAGUUGUUUAUGUCUGUAUUUGUUACCUGGAAAAUAA